CCCCCCAUUCCGGAGUGGUAGGUCCCGGUCUCCGGAACCACCCUCCCUAGUUCCAGAGUGGUACGUCCCGCCCUACACCCAGUGGUCGCUCCCGGUCGGCUUCCGGCUCCGCUUCCGUUUCCGGGGCGGGCGGCGCGGGCUCGGAGCGCCCAUGGCGGCGCCGCACGCUGAGAAGCUGGAGGGAGGCGUCCCGGGCCCCCCGCCCGCGCCGGGGCCCCCGCAUCCGCUCCCGCACCCACACGCGCCGGGCGCCGCCGCCCCCGCGCCCGCCCCGCCCGGCCGCAAGCAGGGAAAGGCCGGCCUGCAGAUGAAGAGCCCUGAGAAAAAGCGCCGUAAAUCCAACACCCAGGGUCCGGCCUACUCGCACCUGUCUGAGUUCGCGCCUCCGCCGACGCCCAUGGUGGACCAUCUCGUGGCCUCCAACCCCUUUGAGGAUGACUUCGGGGCGCCAAAGGUGGGCGCCGCCUCAGCCCCGUUCCUGGGCAGCCCCGUGCCCUUCGCCAGCUUCCGCAUGCAGGGUGCCAUGGCAGCCCCAGUGCCGCCAGGCUACGGAGGGGGCCCGCAGCCCCUGCGUCGCCAGCCACCCCCUUUUGCACCCGGCCAGAUGGGUCCAGCCUUCAGCCUGCCCCCCCAGACCCCCGGCUACGUGCAGCCCGGUGGCAUGAGCUUCCCCAGCCAGCCCUUCAGCCAGCCCCUCGGACAGAACUUCAGCCCCACGGCUGGGCAGCUCCUGCAGGGCCCCGUCGGGGGCUUUGGGCCCAUGAUCUCACCCACCAUGGGGCAACCACCACGGGCGGACAUGGGGCCAGGGCCCGCGCUGAACCCCCCAGGCGGCCCCUCAAUGACACAGAGGUUUGGCCAGCCGGGCACCCUCUUUGGACAGUCGCCCAUGCAGCGGCCCAGCCAGACCCUGCCCAACUUGCCCCCUAACACCAGCCCCUUCCCCGGGGCUGACCCUGGCUUCCCGGCCGGCGCAGAGGACGGAGCCAAGCCCCUCAACCCGCCUGCCAGCACCUUCAGUCAGGAGCAGCACUCGGGCUCACCAGCUGCAGUCAACGGGGCCCAGCCCAGUUUCGCCCCUGGCAGCACCACCCGCAGCAGUGGCACCCCUGAGGCCAACAGCCUCCCACCGCCCAGCAAGGCGCCUGGCAGUUCAGGGCAUCAGCCGCCACCGGGCCUGGUGUACCCCUGCGGGGCCUGCCGCAACGAGGUCAACGACGACCAGGAUGCUAUUUUGUGCGAGGCCUCCUGCCAGAAGUGGUUCCACCGUGAGUGCACGGGCAUGACGGAGAACGCCUAUGGGCUGCUCACCACUGAGGCCUCAGCUGUCUGGGCCUGCGACUACUGCCUCAAGACCAAGGAGAUCCAGUCUGUCUACAUCCGCGAGGGCCUGGGGCAGCUGGUGGCCGCCAACGACGGCUGAGCCAGGCGGACCCACUGCCCCCACCAGACUCGUUCCUCCCUGGGCCCUGUCCCCUGCCCUGUCACCCCCCUACCCCAUGUCUGCCAACAAGAAACAGUGCCGGGAUGCCAGUAAUGCUCCCCCUCACCCUUCCCCCUGGGCAGGCACUUGUCUCGGCACACGCCCUGUUGAAGUGUUCAAACCAGCUGUCGGAGGGUAGCCAUUGCCCCAGCACUGUGGCCUCUGCAGGCCAUGCAGUUGUUUGGUGAUGGGCUGGCAUGGAGCACAGGGGCAUCCUGCUGUGGAGCCCUGCCCCUAAGUGGGGUGCCAGGGGCCUGUUCUCCCUUCUGCCCCUCAAGCUGUACCAGCCCCUGGCACCCGUGGAUGAUGGAGUCUUGACUGGGAGCCGGUGCCUGUGGGUAGCUUGGCUCUGCUGUCUACUAGCAUGCGCCUUAUGCUCCUGGGUUACUGGUGGUGCCCGGAGGGGGUGCUGCCCCCCUGCAUCUGGCACAGACUGGCCCUGCCCAGCAGCACAGGGUGGGAGAGCAGCACUUCAGGGGUGCUGGGUCCUGGACGCACAGGAUGCUUCAUGGUCUCAGCACUCAGGGCUUGUGCCCUGUGUAGUCCUGGGGCUGCUAGGAGAAGCUGGACUGUGGGACUCAAGCUCUGGGGGCUGGAGGCAGCUCCACAACUGCUCUGUGACUGUGGGAGCUCGUGGGGACUCUGGGACUGGACUCAUGGGCUUGGGGGGCUGGCGCCAGACCCAAUCCCUGCAGGAGGAAGCUCCUGUACUCUUGCCAGGGCAGUGCCUGCCCUGGGCACAACCGGGUCUGCAGGCAUGUAGGAGCUUCUCGGUGAGGGCUGGUGGCUCCAGGGCAGCCACCCAGCACUGUGGACAUUGUGACCCUCUCUCUGCCUCCCAGCCAGGGACAGCUCCAGCCUGGGGCUAUUUUUGGAAGGCCCUUGCUGACAGGGAGCCCUCCCCAUGGCUCUGCAUAGACUGCUGGGCCCCGGUGCUGGGUGGUGCCCCAUGGGGAUGCCCAGGAGCAUUGGGUUCUGUGGUGCCCUGGCAGGUGGGAGAGCCCGGUGCUGCCAGUCUGGGACCUGGCCACCCCCCCCCCCUUCCUCUUUGGGGCAGGUGGCCCUUGCCCCGUGUGCCCAUCGCUGCCCCCGCGCUGUUUUGUAUGGGGUCUUUGUACUGUCCACUAUAAAGCUCUGAAAACCA
Messenger RNA from Alligator mississippiensis (American alligator), 2627 nucleotides. RefSeq names its product pygopus family PHD finger 2 (gene PYGO2). NCBI's taxonomy places the organism in Eukaryota, Metazoa, Chordata, Crocodylia, Alligatoridae. Gene Ontology annotation, biological process: spermatid nucleus differentiation; kidney development. The transcript has 3 exons. The record is from RefSeq and is a predicted model, not a curated record. Bases 152 to 1423 code for a protein of 423 amino acids.